AUGGAUAAUCACAUAUUUGCUAAUAAUUCAAUAGUUAUUGAUAUGGUAUACAAUUCUAAUAUAUUAAUUAAUAGGGAUCAAGUUAGAUUAAGGCAGGAAUAGGUGGGGAAGAAAAACCAAAAUUGAUAUUCAAUUCAUAGUAAAUAAAUUGAAAAAUAAUUAAGUAUUGGACGUCCAAAAUAUAAAGCUUUGCCUGUAGCAAAUAGUCAAGAAUUUUAUGUAGGAAAUUAAAUUACAGAUAGUACAAGAGGAGUGAUUAAAAUUAAAUAUCCAUAUUAAAAAGGUAUAAUUAGAGACAUGAAUGAAAUGGAUUAAUUGUGGAAAUAUGCUUUUUAAGAAUUACGUGGAAAUCCUAAAGAAGUAUGAGAUAUAUGAAAUAUAAUUAGUGUCCAAUUUUAUUGACAGAGCCACCAUAUGCAUCACAACAAUAAAAAGUUGAGAUUGCCAAAUAAUUUUUUGAAAGUUACAAUUGUCCUGCUUUGUUCUUUGCAGUUUCAGGAGUUACAAGUUUAUUUGCUAGUGGUAAAUCAACUGGCGUAAUUUUGGAUAUUGGAGAUACAAUUUCUUAGAGUAUUCCUAUUUAUGAUGGAUUCUACAUUUAACAUAGUGCAUAAAGAGUUGAUUUAGCAGGAAGAGAUGUUACAGAAAACCUUAAUAAUUUAUUAAGAAGAGCAGGAUAUACAUUUACUACUACAGUUAUUUAUACUUAUUAUAAUUAAAGGCUGAAUAUGAAAUUAUCAAGAAGAUUAAAGAAAAACGUUGCUUUUUGAGUCCAGCUAUGAUAGGAGAAGAUAAGUUUUAAGAAGAAAGAAAGAUUAAAGAUUAAUAUAUGUUACCUGACAAUAGUACUAUUGAAUUAAGUUUUGAAAAAUAAAGAGCACCUGAAAUAUUAAUGUGUCCAGAAAAAUAUGGUUUAGAACUGAAUUGUAAUUUAUUAAUAAACUAAAUUUAGCUAUUCCUGAAAUUUUGGCAAAUUCAAUCUAAAAAGUAGAUUUAGAUUUAAGAAAACCUUUAUAUAGUGAAAUUGUUUUGACAGGAGGUACCUCUUUGAUGUAAGGAUUUCCAGAAAGACUAAUUGGAGAAGUUAAGAAAUUAGUACCAAAAGAAGCUAAGGUAUUAAAAAUUAAGAUUUAAUAAGGUUAAAAUAUGGGCACCACCUGAAAGAAUAACAUUAAGUUGGUAAGGAGGAUCAAUUUUAACUAAUUUGGCUUCAUUUAAAAGUAUGUGGAUACUAAAGAAAGAAUUUGAUGAUGAAGGUGAACGCAUUUUAAUAAAAAAAUAAUUGUGAGGUUUAGAUAAAUAUAUUUAAUGGAUUGUUAUUGU
This is a messenger RNA of Paramecium sonneborni, 1323 nucleotides long. Lineage: Eukaryota; Ciliophora; Oligohymenophorea; Peniculida; Parameciidae. The record is from the annotation of a GenBank genome assembly.